AUGGCUGCUUGGAGGAUGGUCCGAAAACGCCAGCGCUCGCUGCCGGCUCGCAGCGUGGCGCCGGACCCAGCCUCCGCCUUCCUCGUGGGGGUCCUGCCGGCGCCCCACAUCGGACCCUCUGGGAGCCGGUCCAGCGCCCCGGGACUCACCACGCCCCUAGCCCAUCCCACCCCCGCUCAUGACUGCAGCCGCGUCGCCGCUUCCGUGGUGCUCCACUGGCUCCGCGCCACUGCCGGGUCCUGCGGAGCCACUGCCGCUGCCUCCACCAUGUGGGCCGCGGGCUUCGUCUUUCCCUUCCUCGCGGUGCGGCUGGUCGCGCACACAGACUCGGAGGGAGCCUGGUGCUACGACUCCCAGGACCCAAAGUGUGGCCCCACCCACUGGAAGGAGAUAGCCCCUGCCUGUGGGGGCCCAGCCCAGUCCCCCAUCAACAUCGACCUUCACCUGGUCCAGCGGGACCCCACCCUUGGGCCUUUCAUCUUCCAAGGCUACAACUCUGCACCCCCAGGCCGGUGGACCCUGGAGAAUGAUGGCCAUACAGUGCUCCUGCACGUGGGCACUGACCCGCAGAGCCACCUGGAGAUGCGCGGCGCGGGACUGCCGCCGCCCGCCUACCGCGCGCUGCAGCUGCACUUCCACUGGGGGGCGCCAGCGCGCGCAGGCUCGGAGCACAGCCUGGAUGGGGAGCGCCGCCCCAUGGAGAUGCACGUGGUCCACAAGAACACCCGAUACCGGAGCCUGCAGGAGGCGCUGGGUCACCCCUACGGGCUCGCGGUGCUGGCCGUCCUGUUGGCGGAGCAGGACACUGACAACGUCAACUUUUCGGUCCUUGUGUCAGGCCUGAAGAACGUGUCUGGGCAGGGGCUCUCGGCAGAACUGGCGUCUACCUUCCCUCUGGCCUCUGUGCCGCCAGGCGCCGCCGGCCUCGCGCGCUACUACCGCUACCCGGGGUCGCUGACCACGCCCGGCUGCGAGCCCGCAGUGCUCUGGACCGUCUUCGAGGACUCAGUGCCCAUUGGGCGCCAGCAGGUAGCCCAGUUCCAGACUGUGCUCCAGGCCUGGGCCCCGGGCUCGCGCCCCGUGCAGCUCACCGAAAACUUCCGCCCGCAGCAGCCCCUCGGGGGCCGCAGGGUCACGGCCUCCCCCAGCGCCUCGGCCCGCGCGGCCGCCCCACUCGCCGCCCCGGCCCACGUGCUCGCGGUUCCGCUGGGCCUGGGGAUCAGCCAGCGGCUUCUGCAGGGGCUCUAG
This is a messenger RNA of Trichechus manatus latirostris (Florida manatee), 1248 nucleotides long. Its product is annotated as carbonic anhydrase 15-like. Gene Ontology annotation, biological process: one-carbon metabolic process. Gene Ontology annotation, cellular component: plasma membrane. The transcript has 9 exons. The record is from RefSeq and is a predicted model, not a curated record. Bases 1 to 1248 code for a protein of 415 amino acids. NCBI's taxonomy places the organism in Eukaryota, Metazoa, Chordata, Mammalia, Sirenia, Trichechidae. Gene Ontology annotation, molecular function: zinc ion binding; carbonate dehydratase activity.